AUGCUCGUGGUGUUCAAGUCUGCUCCCAUCCUGAAGAGGGCGCUCAAGGUCAAACAGGCCAUGAUGCAGCUCUACGUCCUCAAACUCCUCAAGAUACAGACCAAGUAUCUGGGCCGCCAGUGGAGAAAGAGUAACAUGAAAACCAUGUCUGCCAUCUACCAGAAAGUCAGACAUCGGCUCAAUGACGACUGGGCGUAUGGGAAUGAUAUCGAUGCUCGGCCGUGGGAUUUCCAGGCGGAGGAGUGCGCACUACGCGAGAGCAUUGAGAAAUUCAAUAUGCGUCGUUACGAUAAGAAUCAGAACAGUGAGUUUACACCAGUAGACAACUGCCUUCAAAGCGUUUUAGGCCAGCGCGUCGACUUGCCCGAAGACUUCCAUUACAGCUAUGAGAUGUGGCUUGAAAGAGAGGUUUUCUCCCAACCUAUUCAGUGGGAAGGUCUGCUACAAGCCCAGUGAUCCUGUUGUGAUUAUUAUGGGACUUUUGUUUCUUAUUAAACCGACACAAUUACUGUGGAAUCACGCAAAUACUCAAAGCACUGAGGGUCUGCCGUUCCUGUUCUGUAAUGAAUUCUUGUAAAUCGAGAUGUGUAUAUAUGUGAAUAUGGAAUGGUGGUCUUCCUUAUUCUGUGUAAAAGCAUCUGGUGCUUUGGGUAAAAAUACAAAUAUAUCUGUAUAUGGAAUGAUAUCUUCUCUAAUAACUGAAGCACAAUUUAUGUAUAAUAACUGCACAAUACAGUAUUCUAACAUAUAUACUAUUCUGAAAUGAUCAAGAUUUAUUUAUAUGGUCACUCACUGUGUUUAACUGUGGAAAUGUUUAAUAUUUAUGUAAAUAUGAGCACUUCAUGAGGUUAUGAGGUAGCACCUGUGGCAGGGUCUUUCUCAAAAAGUGCUUGUGUGGAGUUGAUGUGUUAAAAAUUCAUUUAUUUAUUUAUUUUUCCCUGUAGCAUCAUGUGUUAAACAGGAGGGUGUCUAUGUUCUCGAGAAAGCAGCGAGUCACCACUUUUUGUCCCCACGUAGCACUGCACAUCACACAAAAGACCCCUGAGCAGCACAAUACACACAUUCACAGUGGCCUUGGUGACUGUACCGUCACCCACACUAAGCAUGUCGCUCACUAAAUGGUGCUGUUUUUUACACGUUUUAUCUCCUUGCUAACUGCGUCAUUCUCUUCUGAGAUUAUAUAAAAAUUUGUGCUCUCUCCAUCAAAACAGUGUCAUAUACGGCACCUCACUGUUCAUUCAUGCUUGUUUUACAGGGUUUGUCUUGCAAUAUAAUUUAUUAUUUUUUAUAUUCUCAUUGUUUUGUACUAAAUUAAGGUGCGGUGUAAAUGAAACUACCUAUGAUGAUCCAUGCCAAAUACAGCACCAUCACUUUUUUUUUUUUUAAUAUGUACACUGAUUUGUUGUACAGACUGCACUGUAAGUGAAUGUGGAAAAUUGAUGUAAGAGUCUUUAAAAAUUAUAAAGAGAGUU
Molecule: messenger RNA, 1472 nt
Organism: Sinocyclocheilus anshuiensis
Lineage: Eukaryota; Metazoa; Chordata; Actinopteri; Cypriniformes; Cyprinidae
Product: striatin-interacting proteins 2-like
Exons: 2
Coding region: 1-456 (151 amino acids)
Biological process (GO): cytoskeleton organization
Cellular component (GO): cytosol
Source: RefSeq, a predicted model, not a curated record